UGUUGAGACGAAAUAUUCCCAUCAGAAGAAGAACAAGAAAUUUAUGUAUUACAAUGUUUUUACCAGCUCUACAGGGGGCAGUAGAGCAGCUUCCUGCUCUGAUCAACACAUGGUACACUUCCCUCAUCCAAAGAUGAAGAAACUACAUGCCCUUUGUGCUCAGUUUCAGACACAUUACACCCAAGUAUGUCCUUAUUGGCUGUGUCUUCCCAAGGUGGGGAGACUUAAGGUUUAAGGCUUAAGGUGUCCAGUUCAGGCAACACGUGUAAAUAAGUAGUCCCCUGGGGGGCCACCAGGUGGCAGUAAAUGGUUCCUCAGAAAAUUGGAGAUAAAAAAAUGCAAGUUUGCCACUAAACUCGAACACAUCCUGUGAAUGUAUGACAGACGCAACUUUGGCAUGAUGACAUCAUAAUCUGGUUAAUUAAUUGUACGUAUGCUAAUAAACAUAAAGAUAGCUCCGUGCAAACUCUCUGGAGCUUUUUUUUUUAUUUAUAAUUCAACUUACCCAUGCGAAUGUGGCCAACAGCUGUGUGUGAUUGCUGUGCCCCUCCUCCCCUGGCACGUUCCCUGACCUUCACACAGAGCAGUGUAUAUAUAACAGGGGUGCAUGAAGAGCCGGCCUCUGCCAGUCAAAAUGAAGCCACUGGUGUCUGCGUGCUGCCUGCUGUCUCUGCUAGUCCUGUCUGCUGCAGACCUUCUUGCACAGUCUUCAAUCCAUAAUGAGGAGACUCUGGUACACGUGCAGGUGCAGCAGCAGCAGCAAGAGGGCGACCUCUACUCCUGUGGGUGUGAACCAACAGAAGAACCUUCUAGUCAGAGCUCCUCCAAUGACACCCCAGCACCAGAGAGAGCCAUGUGUCAGCCCUGCACUCCUCCAUCGGCUCCAGGCUCUGAUCCAGAAGGAGACCAGGAAGAAGACGAUUCAGUUUCUCCUUCAGAACACGACGAGAAGGACAAGGAGGGAGAAGCUUCUCAUGACGAUCUGGCCCAUGUUGGAAAAAUGGAAGGACAAGAGGAGGAGGUUUCAGAAAGGGUAGAAGAAGAGGUGACUGAGGAAGAAGAUGAUGUGGUAACGACUGUUGAGGCUUCAGAGGAUGUCAGUGCAGAGGAGGGAAUAGGAAAUGAGGAGGAAGAAGAGGCUGAUGCUGAAGACACUUUAUCUCAAGAUGACGUGACUGAGCUGGAGGAAGCUGCUGAUGACGAAGAGAAGGAGGCUGUAAUGGAAGAGACAGAGGGAACAGCUGAGGAAGAGGAAGGUGAAGAGAAUGAGGAUGAAGAAGAUAAUGAGGGUGAAGAUGAGGAAGAUGAUGAGAAUGAGGAAGAGAUUGAGGGUGAGGAUGAGGAAGAUGAUGAGGAAGAGGAAGAAAAUCAGGAUGGCGAAGAGGAGGAUGUACUCACCAACAUUUUACACAGUGAAGACGUUGUUGUCGGAUCUUCAUCUGAGGAAGACCUAACAGUGACAGAAUCUGAACCUGAAGCAGGUCCAGAAGAAGACGCCACAGACGACAUCGAACCUGAGGAAUCAGAGCCAGAAGUCACGGCAGAAUAUGAGGCCGAACCAGAGGUGACUCCAGAACCUGAGGUUCUAGGUGUAAAAACAGAAGCAGAAUCAGAGCCAGAAAUAGAACCAGAGUUUGAAGCAACUUCAGAGCCAGACACAGAACCAGACACAGAUACAGAACCAGAACCAGAGGUCAUUUCAGAGCCAGAAACAGAACCAGAGGUGGACACCACUGCAGAACUAGAACCAGAACCAGAGGUUGAUACUACUGCAGAACUAGAACCAGAACUAGAGGUGGAGACCACUUCAGGACUGGAAACAAAAUCAGAGCCUGAUGUAAUUCCAGAAACAGAACCAGAGGUUGAUGCAACUUCAGAAUCAGAACAUGAGCUAGAACCUGUUGUUGAGGAGGUCUCAGCAGAAUCUAUGGGGGAAGCACAUGUUGUGGAAGAGGGAUCUGAGUUGGUUAAAGAGGAGGUGGAGGUGGAAGAAGAGGAGGUGGUGGUUGAAGAAGAGGAGGUGGAGGUGGAGGAUGAGGAGGUGGAGGUGGAAGAUGAGGAGGCAACUGAGGUGAAAGCUGCUUCUGAGGAGCCAUUACACUUGGACUCUAGAGGUCAAGAGGUCGAUGAAGCCGCAGGCCCGAUGCUGAGAGACCGCUCCCACAUUGAGGACACACUUCAGUUGGCUACUGUUGAAACCUCAGCGGAGUUCUCAGCUGCUAUGAAACAACUCCUGGACAUCUACCACACAGCCAUCAAGCCAAUGGAGGAGGCCUACAAGUACAAUGAGCUGAAGCAGUAUGAGGUCACAGAUGGUGAGAUCACCUCCAAACCAAUGGUUUUGUUUUUGGGACCCUGGAGUGUUGGCAAGUCGACCAUGAUCAACUACCUGUUGAAUGUUCACGGCACCUCCCAGGAACUCUACACAGGGGCUGAGCCCACCACCUCGGAGUACACCGUCAUCAUGCAUGGGGAAAAGUUCCGCAGCGUAGAGGGCAUCGUUAUGGCAGCGGACAGCUCUCGGUCCUUUUCUCCUCUGGAGAGGUUUGGCCAAGGGUUCCUGGAGCGGCUGGUGGGCAUCGAGAUGCCACACAAGCUGCUGGAGAGGGUCACCUUCGUGGACACGCCGGGCAUCAUCGAGAACCGGAAGCAACAGGAGCGAGGUUACCCCUACAACGAGGUGUGUCAGUGGUUCAUCGAUCGAGCCGACCUCAUCUUCCUGGUCUUUGACCCGACCAAGCUCGACGUCGGCGGGGAACUGGAGAUGCUCUUCAGGCAGAUGAAGGGCCGCGAGUCUCAGAUCCGCCUCAUCCUCAACAAGGCCGACAAUCUCUCCAAGCAGGACCUGAUGAGAGUGUACGGGGCGCUGUUCUGGAGCAUGGCCCCGUUGGUCAACGUCACAGAGCCCCCCAGGGUUUAUGUCAGCUCCUUCUGGCCACAAGAUUACGCUGCGGGCACCAGCCGAGAACUUUUCAUGAGGGAGGAGGUCUCUCUGCUGGAUGACCUGAACCAGAUGAUUGAGAACCAAAUGGAGAACAAAAUAGCUUUUAUCCGCCAGCACGGCAUCCGUGUGCGUAUCCACGCUCUGUUGGUGGACCGCUACCUUCAGACCUACAACGACAGGCUGGGCUGGUUCAGCGACCCCUACGAGGUUUUCCAAGACAUUGUCAACGACCCGGACAAGUACUAUAUCUUCAAGUCUAUCCUGGCCAAGACCAACGUCAGCAAGUUUGACCUGCCCAACAAGGAGGCCUAUCAAGACUUCUUUGGUGUGAACCCGGUUUCGGGCUUCAAGCAGCUGUCCUACCACUGCAGCUGGUCCAGGGGCUGCCUGCUGGACAAGCUGGAGAACGCCAUCUCACAUGAGCUCCCAGCUUUGCUCAGCAGCGUUGGCAAGACCACAGGCACACCUGCCCCUCCCAAGACUAUGCCAACAACCCCCCCACCUCUCCCUGGUACCUGUGAAGGUAAUGGGUGUGAAGAGAAAUCCAAGAAUUACUGGAGCAGACACUGAGACGGGAGAAAGCGUGCAGGAUAAGGCAGGCGACAGAAACAGGAAGAAGGGUGCGGGGAUUAUUUACAGACUGGAUAUAGAAGAACUGAACCGAACAAGAGAAAAAGAGAAUCUAUCAGUGUUAUGGAAACAGUGAAAUAGACAAUACUUCAUUGUUGUUGUUUUUAUGUAGUGAUUGUUUUCAUUUCUGCUUUAGUUUGGCUUUCUUUUAAUUGAAGUGUCCUUAAAUCUGUUGGUAACACAAAUACAAUUCACACUGUUUGUUUACACGGUUUAAAGAUGUAUUAUUUUGUUUGUCCUUUAUUCCUCCAGCAUAGACCACACCAUGCCAUGGCAUAUGAUUAUAGAAAAAGGUCACAUUAACAUUUUAAAAAUGUAUUUUUACUAAUAAGAAAAAACAAAUAGAGAAAAAAGAGAGAACAUUUAAAAAAAAGAAAAGAAAAAUAAUUCCUCGUUUUUUGCAUGCAGUAACUAAAGAUUUCCACAAGGUGGCAUCUCCAUUCAAUUUGUCAAGCAGCACACUCGUUAAUGAUGAUUCUUCAUUUAUUUACGAGUGAUGUUUUUAAUUUUAAAUAAUUACAAUGAUUAAACAAUUAGAAUAUAUAUAUAAAUACAUAUUUAUAACCACUUGUUUUGCCCCAUAAAGAGGCAUUUCCUUGUAUGUGUACAUACAUUUAUGUAUUAUUAUUGGUCUUGG
Cynoglossus semilaevis (tongue sole) is the source of this 4211-nucleotide messenger RNA. RefSeq names its product sarcalumenin (gene srla). Gene Ontology annotation, molecular function: GTP binding. The coding region runs from base 608 to 3514 and encodes 968 amino acids. The transcript has 8 exons. NCBI's taxonomy places the organism in Eukaryota, Metazoa, Chordata, Actinopteri, Pleuronectiformes, Cynoglossidae. The record is from RefSeq and is a predicted model, not a curated record.